This is a messenger RNA of Striga hermonthica, 231 nucleotides long. The record is from the annotation of a GenBank genome assembly. Lineage: Eukaryota; Viridiplantae; Streptophyta; Magnoliopsida; Lamiales; Orobanchaceae.
GCUAGUGUGAGUCAAGCUGCAACGCUUCUGACUAUUCUUGAUAAAUACAAAUUAUUCUCUGGUCAGAUGGUCAACCUGCACAAGUCUGUUGUUUUCUUCAGCAGAAAUACUCCUCAACAUCUCCAAGACAACAUCUGCUCCACCUUGCAAGGCAUUACCUCUCAUAAGUCCACAAGGUACUUGGGGCUUCCUUUAGGCAUUGGCAGAUCCAAACUUGAGGCUUUCAAUUUU